Acanthoscelides obtectus is the source of this 2715-nucleotide messenger RNA. NCBI's taxonomy places the organism in Eukaryota, Metazoa, Arthropoda, Insecta, Coleoptera, Chrysomelidae. The record is from the annotation of a GenBank genome assembly.
CAUGAUUGCAUAGAAACUAUUUGUCUUAAAACCAGCUGUCCUGUGAAAUACCACUUGUUAAGAAACAUCCUUUAUACUUAGAAGACUAUAUGAAUUUCAUAAAAAAAAUUCCGAUUGAGUAAAUUUAGUAACGUCAUUUUUUGAAGCGAAAGUUGAUGCAGAUUCCUGAGCACCGUACGCAUAAUUUUUAAGAUGAAAACCACAGGAUACGUUUCAGCGAUUGUGAUAGAUCGUCAAUUUGUUGGAGAUGAACACGACACUAUCAAAUUUGAAAUAGAAAAAUUCGUCGAUUAUGUGAAAAGAGAAGUUUUGAAAAGCGGUGGAGUAAAUGCCUUUUAUUUUUCCUGGGCAGCUAUCAAUGUUAAAAGAGAUUUUUCUGCUAUUCUAAGUAUAACAUCAUGUGAGGACACAUGGAGAUUAUUUCGAGCUGCAGAUCCCGAAAAUAUACUUCAUAUGGCUGUUACUGAAUCGGAAUGUCCCCGUUUACCAACAGACAGAGCUAUUACGGUUCCUCUAAUCACAAAGGGCAAGGAGUUAGCUCAAUUGAUGUUAGAUUUCAAGACUGAGGAUAUCUAUGAUUGGAAAUCAGCUGUAGUUAUAUACGACGAAAUGCUAGACAGAGACAUGGCAGGGGGUCUAGUGAAAGCUAUCUCUCAAAGAUCUAACAACGAAGCGAAAGCAACAGGCGUAUCUUUGAUAAAACUUAAAAGACACCUCUCUAAAGAAGACUUACGAGCAGUGCUAUCCACAAUCCAUACAGAUACGGUAGGGACCAACUUUUUAGCCGUUGUAGGCUACAACUUGGUGCACGGUAUGAUGGAAAUUGCCAAAACAUUGAAUCUGGUCAAUACAGAAACCCAGUGGCUCUACGUUAUUUCCGAUACCGAUGCCAAGUUCCAUGACAUAGGCACAUUUAGGAAGAUUCUCAGGGAAGGAGAUAAUACCGCUUUUGUUUAUAAUAUUAGCCAUGCUGGCGAUGAAUGUGUGGGUGGAAGGAAAUGUCAUGUAGAAGAACUGAUCCUCAGUUUUAGUGAAGCUUUAUCGGAAGCAAUAAAAGAUGAAUACGAAAUAGCCAGUCAAGUAUCGGAGGAAGAAUGGGAAGCAAUAAGACCAACAAAAGAUGAAAGAAGAAACUUUCUUCAUGCGAAUAUCAAGAAAGACUUGACCAAGAAUGGAGUCUGUGGCAAUUGUACCUUCUGGAAGGUAUCUACUGGUGAUACGUGGGGUGGGGAAUUUCAAGGAAAAACGAACACAAUAAACCUACAUGACGUCGGUACUUGGAGACCAAAUGAUGGCACUUCUUUCACUGAUGUGCUCUUCUUACACGUCGCGCAUGGCUUUAGAAGUAAAUUGCUACCUUUGGUUUCAUACCACAAUCCGCCAUGGCAGAUAUUGAAGCUGAACACCUCCGGGGAGAUAAUUGAAUACAGCGGACUUGUAUUUGACAUAAUCAGAGAGUUAGCGAGAAACCUAAACUUCACGUUCACCGUAGAAUUGAUCAAUAAAACCACGAUAAAAAGUUUCAACGACAGCAACCUUGGAGCUCAGGAUUAUGCUCUCACCAACGACAUACCCAGAGAUUUGUUGACUUUGGUACAGAAUAAGUCGGUAGCUAUGGGCGCAUGCGCGUUGACGGUAUUGGAAGCCGUGAAAAACUCAGUCAACUAUACGAUACCUAUCAGUACUCAGACCUAUUCUUUUCUAGCAGCUAGACCGAGGGAGUUAAGCAGGGCCUUAUUGUUUAUUUCUCCAUUCACUGGUGACACAUGGCUUUGCCUAUUCGCAGCUAUUAUAUCCAUGGGACCAUUUUUGUACUUUAUAAACAGAUUUAGCCCAGUGUGUGAUUAUAAGGGAAUACCAAGAAAAGGUGGUUUAUCUUCAAUACAAAACUGUAUUUGGUAUAUGUAUGGAGCGUUGCUUCAACAAGGUGGAAUGCAUCUGCCAUACCCAGAUAGUGCAAGAAUAGUUGUAGGAGCAUGGUGGUUGGUCGUUUUGGUGAUAUCGACGACGUAUUGUGGCAAUUUGGUGGCUUUCCUGACUUUCCCAAAAAUCGAUAUUCCCAUCACUACAGUCAAUGAUCUCAUCAAUCACCAAGAUGUGGUAUCUUGGAGCUUCAGGGAGGGGAACUAUUUAGAGAGUCAGCUGAAAGAUGCUAGGGAAGCACGAUAUAGAACAAUAUACAACUUGAGAGUGAAAAAAAGCACGAACUAUACGAAAUUCAUAAAAGAGAUCGAAGAAGGAAAGCAUGUGUAUUUGGAUUGGAAAAUGAGACUACAAUAUAUUAUGAAGGAGCAGUUUUUAGAGAAAGGCAGAUGUGAUUUUGCUUUAGGUAUCGACGAAUUUGUAGACGAAAAUCUUGCAUUUAUUGUUUCUCCAAACUUACCAUAUUUAACUAAAAUAAAUCGAGAGAUAAAAAAGUUGCAUCAAGUUGGACUUAUCCAGAAAUGGUUGAAAGAUUAUCUGCCGAAAAAAGACAGAUGCUGGAAAAAUAGACAUUUGGUUGAGGUUAAUAAUCAUACGGUGAACAUGGACGAUAUGCAGGGAAGCUUUUUUAUACUGUUUUUAGGGUUCACUUUGGCCGUAAUAUGGUUGACUGGAGAAAAACUAUGGUUUAGACACAAAUCGAAAAACCAAAGAAAAGUUAUCCAGCCAUUCGCAUCCUAAUUAUUGUAUGUGUUUAUUUACAUAAAUAUAGUAAUAAAUGAAUAAAAAAUG